Messenger RNA from Pangasianodon hypophthalmus (striped catfish), 1582 nucleotides. RefSeq names its product defensin, beta-like 3 (gene defbl3). Gene Ontology annotation, biological process: innate immune response. The record is from RefSeq and is a predicted model, not a curated record. The coding region runs from base 1 to 189 and encodes 62 amino acids. The transcript is spliced from 3 exons. Gene Ontology annotation, cellular component: extracellular region. NCBI's taxonomy places the organism in Eukaryota, Metazoa, Chordata, Actinopteri, Siluriformes, Pangasiidae.
AUGAAAACAUUGGGAUUGAUCAUCUUUACUAUACUGCUGCUGACAGCUAGCAAAGCUGACGAUACAGAGGUUCAUGGCUGGACAUGUGGCCAUCGAGGGCUUUGCAGAAAGCACUGCUAUGCCCAAGAAUACAUGGUGGGUUACCAUGGCUGCCCUCACAGAUACAGAUGCUGUGCUUUGAGAUUUUAACCACUAGCGACCAAAUCCAUUCCUGAAACAGCAUUCACUCCUACUCUAUACAUCUUGUUUGUUGUUUUACAAAAAUCUCUUCUUAUUUAGCUUUAGUUGACAUAUUUGCAUACAUACACACUAAAUGUUUCUCAACUUAUACAUAUACCAGCAAGGAAUUAUGUAAAUGGUCAUCAGAAAACAGAUUUCUGGACUGCUAAUGGUAGGAAAAAUACUUAAACAAGUGAUUUAAAAAAGUUGCUAUUGUGCGAAGUUUUAAAUAGAGCAGAUAUUUGCAUUUGGUUGUAAUUGGAUUAGAGCAGUCAGAAAAGCUCAGUUCAUGUCCUGUAUUUCACAAAACUUCAUAAUACAGUAACAAAGCUGACUGACACAAUGACUAAAUAAAAUGUGAUUAACUUUGGUCUUGAGGUCAUACUCCAUCAUCCCCACAUCAUCUUCCCCGUAUGUCCGUUCUUUUGUCUCCCUUUCCAACUUUGCUCGUAGCUUCUUGUUCCUUUUUGUUUCCCUCCUCGGUGUUUGUGAACUGGUGCAUGUUUUUUAGCAUUUUAAGCAGCAGUUUGCAGUGGUUUAGUUCUUAGUGUGUUCUUUUUUGUAUGUAAUGAGUGUUGUUUUGAUGAUUACUCCUUAGUGGCCCUAUAUGUCAGUUACACACUUGCAGUCUGCCCCUACCUUUUGCAUGUUACAAAUGACAUACACCGAGUGCAGAAUAAGUGUAACUGGAGUGACAUAUCCAAGAUCCGACUUUAAGAAUAAGAAGCCUUUUUUAAAGUCAGUAUAAUACAUGAAAAGUGUCUUAUUCAGUUUUAAGUAUUUUAAAUUAGGUGUAUAUAGUCAUAACUAUUCAGAGUAGCUAUCAAUGUAAUAGCAUUCAUUAAGAAAAUCAUAAUAAAUAAAUUCAGAUUAUUAAUCCAGAUUAUUAAUAAUAUUAAUCUAGAUUAUUAUAAAUUCAGAUUAUUAAUAUAUUAUCUAGAGUGAAGACAUCUUAUCUAUUGCAUAAUGUUCAUAGACAUGAACAUUAUGCAGUCACCACAGUUUGUGUUUAUUUUAAAUAAAAAUGCUCAUUUUAAAAUUGUUUAAAUAUUAGUUAUAUAUAUGAAUAAACAUAAAAUAUAAGGUUUUAUUUUUUAAAGUUUUUUUAAGUGUGCAUUUCAUAUUAAGCUUGUAGGACCAAGCUUGGAAUUUAGUUCUCUCCAGGUAAGGAGGUUAAUAAUUAAUAUUAAUUAAUAAAGGUUAAUAAAGGUCAAUUAUGGUCAAUAAACUUUAUUUAAAAAAAAACAUAAACAAGAGGUUUUGAAGUCUGGGGUAAUACACACAGUACACAGCACAUGUCAAUUAACAGAAAAUUCAGGCUUAUGAGAAAACACUGCAGAGCAGUAAAGCAUUUCAGACCAUU